AUGCCAUCAGAAUCUGAUAAGUGGGGAUGGGAUCAUGUUAGUGUCUUUGGUGGAUUUGAUAAGGGAAGUGGGACUAAAAGGUGGAAGUGUAACCACUGCAAUCUGCGGUACAAUGGUUCUUACUCUCGUGUGAGAGCCCACCUGCUUGGUUUCUCUGGAGUAGGAGUGAAAAGUUGUCCAGCCAUAGACAGCUCUUUGAGAGAAGGAUUCCAGAUCUUAGAGGAAGAGCGGCUUGAUCGAAAGAGGAAGAAGCAUGCCACCAGUGGUGGGAAACCUGGAAAGCGUACCAAGACUUCUCAGUUAGCUAUCGCCUGGAAGAACAUCUCCAAGAAAGAUGUGGACGACAUGGUGACCAGAUUCUUCUUUGCAGAUGGUGUGAAUGUGGAUCUUAUCGAGUCCCCUUACUUUCUAGAUAUGGUCAAAGCGAUUGGUGCUUUUGGGUUUGAGUACGAGGCGCCCUCUGUGGAUGAGUUGACCGACUCCUUAAGUAGAGAGAAAUGCAGGAUCGAAAAAACAGUAUCUCUACUUAGGGAUUCCUGGCCACAUACUGGGUGUUCGAUAGUAUGUGUAGCUGCUCCUUCAGAUGGUGGGUCAGGUAGCUCUCGUGCAAGCUUGUUUGUCUCAAGUCCAAGGGGGAUUCUGUUCUUGAAAUCAGCUGAUGUGGAUGGUAGUAGUGACGGGACCAGUCCGUUAAUUGAUGCACUUACUGAAGUGAUUGAGGAAGUCGUUCCUGCAAACAUUGUACAGGUAAUCUCACACCUUGAUGGGGUCAGUAAAUCAUAUGAAUCAUCCAUCUCUUCCAAGUUUCCAAGUAUUAUUUGGUCUCCCUGCACUAGACAGUCCAUGGAAACGUUCAUGGAGGAAGUAUCUGAACUGGAAUGGGUUAAACCAAUCAUUUCACAUGGCAAGGCUAUUGAGGAAGGCAUGGGUGUUUAUCAUGGUAAUUCCCAACCUCUUUCUCUUUUGAAUCUCAAAGAUGAUUCUGAUCCUAUCUCCACUAAGCUUGCACCUUCAUACUGCUUUCUAAAGAAGAUUUCUGAGCUUAGAGAACCAUCACUAGAGGUUAUUGCCAGUGAGGAAUGGAAGCAAUGGAAACUUAGUUUUGGCAAAGAUGUUUCUACUAUUGAGUGUUCCAUAUCAGGGGACAGUUUCUGGAACAAAGUUCAGCUGCUGUUACAGCUAUACGAGCCGUUUGUGAGAGGAAUCACUUCAGUUGAUAUGGACAAAUCCCCUCCUGGUGCUGUUUGUGAUUGGAGAAUUCAGGCAGUGGAAGCACUGAGGAAGGAUAAUAAAGUUAGUGAUCAGGGCUUACUGAAUCAGCUGGAAGGGCUCAUUGACACCAGAUGGGAUACACUAUUCUCUCCUCUUCAUGCUGCAGGUUACAUACUCGAUCCGAGAUUUUUUGGUAAAGGUCAAGGUAAGGACAAACAUGUAAUGCGGGGAUGGAAGACUGUUUUAGAAAAAUACCAGACUGACAGCAAUGGAAGACGGAUCCUGAGGGAGCAGCUGAGCUCUUACUGGCGCCAAGAGGGGUCUCUAGGUGAGGAAGAUGCUGUUGAUUGCAGGGAUAAGAUGGACCCUGUUGCUUGGUGGGAGAACUUUGGUUCUGAGACACCUGACCUGCAAACCCUAGCCAUAAGGGUUCUCAGCCAAGUCUCUAGUGUUGGAAUGUGUGAUGAGAUCUGGCAGACUAAUGGGUCUUCGUAUCAAGACGUCGCCAACAGACUGGGAGUACAGAAGGCCGAGGAUCUUUUCUUUGUUAGGAACAACCUCAGACUUCAUAGCCAGAGAAAUGGGAAUUUAGGCGGUUGUGCUUCAUCAUCCGGCCCAAGAACUAUGCUGGCUACCUUGCCUUCAGAAGUAGAAGAUUCUAUGCCUAUCAAUCAUGAGCCAGCAGUAGAAGAUGUUCAUGAUGAGACAGUGGCUGGAUCUUCUUGA
Linum tenue is the source of this 1938-nucleotide messenger RNA. Lineage: Eukaryota; Viridiplantae; Streptophyta; Magnoliopsida; Malpighiales; Linaceae. The record is from the annotation of a GenBank genome assembly.